AGGAAGACGAAUCAAAGUUGGUGGUGAUUGGCUGAGAGAAAAACAACAAGUUGCGAGGAAAAUAAACUGACAGGAGACAAAGUGAACAAUAUAAGUUAUAUCUGGAUUAUUAUGAGCUGUUUGAACGUUCAGAACCGGUGAUUAUGAGCUGCGUGGCCGUGAAGCCUCCUUCGGGUGGAAGGUGGAAGGUGGACGUGAUCCGCCAGCUGAAGCGACGGGACCAGAGGCAGCACGAAGCGUUCAGCGACCUGAUCCGGCACUACAGCCGCAUGCUUGAGAAGUCCAGCAUCUCUGCAGGGUUCCUGAGGACUGCCAGGGUCCCAUCAGGCCCGGAGUCCUUGUCUCAGAACGAUCGCCUGAAGACGAUGACCGGAGAGUUGGCGUGCCAGGUGGUGGCUCUUCAGCAGGAGUUGAACAUCAAGCAGAAGGUUCUGGAGGAGCAGCAAAGCAGGUUGGCGGGGGCCCAGCGGGGGGCCUCAGGCGCCCAGGCUGAGGAGCAGGCCCUGCAGGCCCGGGCCGCGGUGGUCCAGGCGGCCAACGCGGGGCUGAAGCGCGAGUACGACGCCCUGCUGCUGCUGCACGCCGCGGCCGACGCCCGCGUCCGCGCGGAGACCCAGCGGGGGGCGGAGCUCCUGGAGGACGUCAUCCGACACAAGCAGCAGGCGGCCGCACGCCUCAACUCCGCCAACGAGAGGCGCUCCCGAGCUCGACAGGUCACCCUUCAGAAGGACCUGCGGGCCGCCCAGGAAACCCCCAUCACCAUGGAUACUCCUAUGUCCACGUCCCCGUCCACGGACCCCCCGGAGAGAGCCCACACACGACUCUUCAGGUCCGCUUCGGCCUCAUCACCUCGCAUCCUGACGUCCAUCAAGGAGCUGUUUGAGAGGAAGAGGCGGGGGACCUCGGUGUGCAGUGUGGACCAGGAGGUGUUCCGUCCAGGCAGGGUGUGCGUCUCGGCGCGCGUUCCUGUCAGAGCGCGCCACUCACUGGACGCCCACGAGCAAGGCAUCAACGCCGUGCGCUUCAGCUCCAGCUCGGACAUGCUAGCCACAGGAGGGACCGACAGAGUCAUCAAACUAUGGGAUGUCCAAGCAGGCCAGCUGAACCACAGAGGGACCCUAGAUGGCAGUGCUGAGGGAAUCACCAGCAUUGAGUUCGACCAAACAGGAUUCAAGGUACUUGCCGCAUCGUACGACAAAUCGGCCUUGCUAUGGAGAAUAGACGACUCAGUUCCAAAGGUGACCCUCACCGGUCACAGCAGGAAGGUGACGGCAGCGCGGUUCAGAGGCUGCCCCCAGCAGGUGGUGACGGGCAGUGCAGACCGGACCCUCAAACUCUGGGACCUGCAGAAAGCAGCCUGUAACUACCUGUCUGUCUGCCUGUCUGUCUCUAACUACCUGUCUGUCUCUGACUACCUGUCUCUAACUUCCUGUCUGUCUCUAAAUAUCUGUCUGUCUGCCUGUCUGUCUCGAAUUACCUGUAUGUCUCUAACUACCUGUCUGUCUGCCUGUCUGUCUCUAACUACCCGUCUGUCUCUAACUACCUGUCUGUCUGCCUGUCUGUCUCUAACUACCUGUCUGUCUCUAACUACCUGUCUGUCUCUAACUGCCUGUGUGUGUGUGUGUGUGUGUGUGUGUGUGUGUGUGUGUGUGUGUGUGUGUCCAGGCGUGUCUACUCUGCAGGUGUUCUCCUACUGUAGUGACCUUGUGUGUUCUGAGAAUGCUGUCAUCAGUGGACACUUUGAUGGACAGAUCAGACUGUGGGACACCAGGACUGCCAGCUGUACUCUAGAACUUCCUGCUCAGGGGAAAGUGACAUCACUGGACCUUUGCUCCGACCUCCGCCAGCUCCUCAGCUGUUGCCGUGACGACUGUCUCCAGCUGCUCGACCUGAGGGGCAACAACAGGAUGACCUUGAGAGCUGAGGGGUUUAAGUGUGGCAGUGACAGCACCAAGGCAGUCUUCAGCCCUGACGGGCGCUACGCCGCCGCCGGGUCCGCUGACGGGGGCGUCUACAUCUGGAGCGUAACCAACGGCGACCUACAGACUUGCCUCUCAGGGAAACACAGCGCCUCCAUCAGUGCUGUCUCCUGGUCUCUCUCGGGGGAUUACGUCGUCAGCGUGGACAAGAGUAGACGGGCUGUCCUGUGGAGCGACAUCUGACCCAGCCAACCAGGACUCACGGGCAGAGGGGGGGCAGUGGUGGGCGCCCCCCUGCUAACGUCAGACAGGGAUGAGGACUGAGGGGGGGGUCUUGGGUCCACAGGGGUCUCAGCUACAGGGGGUCUACAGAUCCUCAGGAAUGCUGACGUCAUGAGACCACUCUGGACCAAUCAGAAGAGGUCUUAUGAGACCACUCUGGACCAAUCAGAAAAGGUCUUAUGAGACCACUCUGGACCAAUCAGGAGGGGUCUUAUGAGACCAGUCUGGACCAAUCAGAAGGGCUCGUCAGUGUACAGAAGAUGCUGUGAAGUGUGUCACUAAUAAAGAGUCUGUUUGGGUUUA
Messenger RNA from Gadus macrocephalus (Pacific cod), 2504 nucleotides. RefSeq names its product protein Atg16l2-like. Gene Ontology annotation, molecular function: protein binding. Lineage: Eukaryota; Metazoa; Chordata; Actinopteri; Gadiformes; Gadidae. Gene Ontology annotation, cellular component: autophagosome membrane. Bases 144 to 2162 code for a protein of 672 amino acids. Gene Ontology annotation, biological process: autophagosome assembly; negative stranded viral RNA replication. The transcript has 17 exons. The record is from RefSeq and is a predicted model, not a curated record.